CUGAGCUGAGAUGCGCUGAGCUGAGAUGCGCUGAGCUGUGAUGCUCUAAGCUGAGAUGCGCUGAGCUGAGAUGCUCUGAGCUGAGAUGCUGAACUGAGCUGCGCUAAGGGAGCAGCAGCCCCGCCGCCGGCGAGGACCAUGCCGUGGUCGGGGAGGGAGCCGGGCGCCCCUCGGCUGCGGGAUCCGAGCGCCCCGGCAGCAGCAGCGCCCGGCAGCGCCUGAGCCCCGCGCAUCGCCAUGGACGAGCGCUUCAACAGGUGGCUGCUGCCGCCGCUCCUGGCGCUGCUCUUCUUGCUCAUCGUGUACCAAUACGUGUCACCCGCCUGCCCCGGCGCCGCCUGCCCUCGCCGCCCGCCGGGCUCCGCCGCACGCCGCGGGGGGAGCCCGGCCGAACGGGAGGAGGAGGAGGAGGCGAUGGGAGCCGCGGAGGAGGAGGUGGUGGCAGCGCUGCCGCGGGUGGCGGCCAAGUUCCCGUUCGCGCGUGGGGAGCUGUGCCGGCGGGUGCGGUUCGACAUGCGGGGCCGCGACGUGAUCGUCUUCCUGCACAUCCAGAAGACGGGAGGCACAACCUUCGGGCGGCACCUGGUGCGCAACAUCCGCCUGGAGCAGCCCUGUUACUGCCGAGCCGGGCAGAAGAAGUGCGCCUGCCACCGCCCGGGCGGCGACAAGGACACCUGGCUCUUCUCCCGCUUCUCCACCGGCUGGAGCUGUGGGCUGCACGCCGACUGGACCGAGCUCACCAGCUGCGUGCCCGCAGCCAUGGAGCGCCGCGGCUGGGCUGGGAACCGCACCCUCAGGAACUUCUAUUACAUCACGAUGCUGAGGGAUCCAGUGUCACGGUACCUGAGUGAAUGGAAGCAUGUCCAGAGGGGCGCAACAUGGAAAACUUCCCUUCAUAUGUGUGAUGGAAGAAGCCCAACACCAGAUGAGCUGCCUACCUGUUAUGAAGGAGAUGACUGGUCUGGAGUCAGUUUACAGGAAUUCAUGGAUUGUAGCUACAACUUGGCCAACAACCGCCAGGUGCGCAUGCUGGCAGACCUUAGCCUGGUGGGAUGCUACAACUUGACUUUUAUGAAUGAGAGUGAAAGAAAUACGAUUCUUCUCCAAAGCGCCAAGAACAAUCUGAAAAAUAUGGCCUUCUUUGGGCUUACAGAAUUUCAGAGGAAAACACAAUAUCUCUUUGAGAGGACAUUCAACCUGAAAUUCAUUUCCCCAUUCACCCAGUUCAAUGUUACGCGGGCCUCCAAUGUUGACAUUGGUGAGGAUGUGAGGCAACGGAUAGAGGACCUGAAUUUCUUGGACGUGCAGCUUUACGACUAUGCGAAGGACCUGUUCCUGCAGCGCUUCCAGUACUCCAAGCAAGAGGAGCAUCAGAAGAACCGGCUGAAGAGGCGAGAGGAGCGGCGGCUGCUGCGGGAGCAGAGGGUUCACCAGUGGCCAAGGGAAGAGGCUGCAGAAGUAGUUGUUACUGAAGAUUAUAAUAGUCAGGUUGCAAGGUGGUGAUGCUCCUCCCUCUUGACUAACCAAUGAGAGGGUGAGGCAGUUUGUGCAACUUGGCUACCUGGGAAUUAGCCAAGGAAGGCCAACUGCAUUGGUAAAUGAGACUGUGUCUGACAGCUGUCCCUCCCUCUCUCAGUUUUUCUUGGCUUCUGCCCAAGAGGAGAAUGUAUUUUUUUUUCAGUAGGCAUUGAUUAGUGUUAUUAAAUGGCAGUAGAAUACAUUCCUGUCCAAAAUGACUUCCUUCAAAACCCUAAGCUAUGAGGAAGGGUUGAAGAGAGAGCUAUAUCCUGUGCAUUAACAGAUAUACCCUAUACAAUCUAAGCUACCAAAACCUGUGCAGACAUUAAUGAAAAAUUUUUUAAAAAAAUCUGGUUUUGUUCCUCUGUGACAUGAGAGAUGGUUUGUUUCAUAUUGUCCUUUGCAACUGUAGUGCGUAGCUUUCUAGUGAAAGAAGUGGAGGAAAGCAUAUUGCCCUUCAAACUUCUACAUGCUGUGUUUUGAUUAAGGAAAGAAAUUGCUGAGGUAAUUUAAAAAAAAAUCCCUAGGGAAUGUGGGAUUGGGGCAUCGCUUGUUCUGUGCUGUUAGUCAGGAAUCAGAGAUGAUUUAUUAUUGAGGCAAUGGGGGAGUUAGCUUAUUUCUCCACAGAUACUGAGAAUACCAAACCCAGCCAUUUUUCUGAGUGCGUGUGGCAAAGGUAAAGCCUUAAGAAAUGAGGUCCACAUGACAGCUGGGCACACAUCGUGGAGAUUAUCUGGCUGGAGGCAAUGAAAUCAGCUUCCACAUUCACAAAAGUGAAGAGGAGCCACGGAAACUGCAGGAAAGAGAAAGGAGAGGGCAGGAAAAACCUAAAUAUUAGUGUGACAUUUCCCAGAUUUUCUGUAAAAGCUUGGAGUUAUGUUGUCUGUGAAGGAAGGCAGGUUUCUGAUAUUGUCUGUUAAAAUACAUUGAUGCGAAGUGAAUACAAUUUAAAUCAAUUUUCUCUCUAGGUAUGGUAGUGACUAGAAAAAAGAAUCAUAUUUUGUUUUCAUAGGAUACAUAAUGGAUAUGUGGAAAGUCUUGAUAUUUAUUACUCUGUAUAAAGAUUCUUUGUAAAUUUAUUGUUUUCAUGAUGAGAGAUCUGUAUCUGGUUUUAUUCCUUGCCAAGGAAAAGAUUCAAUGGGUUCUUCCUCCACGUGUUACUUUCUUGUGGCUAAAUAGCAUCUAUUUAUUCCGAGAUUUUAUGUUGUUCCAUUUGUGAUAGUGAAAUUUUAAGAAGAGGGUCCGGUGCACAAUAGAUCCUUUGAGAGAGUAUAUUUUCCUUCUUCUUCUAGUAUAAAUGUAAAACAUUAGGAGGAAACUUCUCUAAGUGCCUCAACGUGGCUGCUAAAUCGAAAUGCUGAAAGUAUAUUACUGCAUGCAUGAAUGGCUUUUACCUUACAGAUUUGCUAAUUAGAGGUACUGGAGUACCUGAUAUGGAUGCACAUUUCUCAUUUAUUUUCAAACUUUUUACCUAGUUGGUAAAAAAAAUAAUGUGUUACAGAAAAAAAAAGAGGCUGAAUUUGAAAAUUUGUACUUUCAUUUCCAGGUCUUUCUUCUUUAGUGCAUGCUAUAAUUUCUUUUCUACCAACAAUGCUAUUGCUACUGAUCUAUGCACAAUAUCAAAAAUACGAUCUAACCAACCCUUAGAGAGUUAAUGUAUACAAUAAAAUACAUUGAAUGUGGAAUAUCAUAACAGCUAUU
This is a messenger RNA of Cuculus canorus (common cuckoo), 3219 nucleotides long. It is a transcript of the gene HS6ST3, whose product is annotated as heparan sulfate 6-O-sulfotransferase 3. Gene Ontology annotation, molecular function: heparan sulfate 6-sulfotransferase activity. The transcript has 2 exons. The coding region runs from base 238 to 1503 and encodes 421 amino acids. Gene Ontology annotation, cellular component: membrane. The record is from RefSeq and is a predicted model, not a curated record. Lineage: Eukaryota; Metazoa; Chordata; Aves; Cuculiformes; Cuculidae.